Molecule: messenger RNA, 1276 nt
Organism: Punica granatum (pomegranate)
Lineage: Eukaryota; Viridiplantae; Streptophyta; Magnoliopsida; Myrtales; Lythraceae
Source: RefSeq, a predicted model, not a curated record
GUUUCGUCAUCAUCUGUCCCCGACAACCCUCCUCGUCCGCCACCGGAACGAUGAGACACGAAACCCUCCUUGUCCGCCCUCGUCUGACCCCGAAGCUCACCACCGGCUGCCCCGUCCUCGAUGGCCACCUCGGCGGCGGCUUACCCUGCGGCCUCAUCACCGAAAUCACAGCCGAGAGCGGCUCCGGCAAGACCCAGCUCUGCCUCCAGCUCGUCCUCUCGGCCCAGCUCCCGUCCUCCCUCGGCGGCCUCUCCGCCGCCUCCCUCUUCCUCCACUCCGAGUUCCCCUUCCCCUCUCGCCGGCUCAGCCAACUCGCCCAAGCCCUCCUCUCAACUCACCGCAGUCUGUUCACUCCUCCGUACGACCCACUGGACUACAUAUUCGUCCACCCACUCCACACCGCUGAUCAUCUGCUUGACGAAAUGCAAAAGAUAGAGUCUUUCCUGGAAAACUCAAGGACCCGACUGCCCGUUAAGCUCAUCAUAAUCGACUCCAUAGCCGCGCUAUUUCGGUCGGAAUUCGACAACACACCCCUUGACCUCAAGCGGAGGUCAUCCAUGUUCUUCAAGAUUUCGGGGAGAUUGAAGUCAAUUGCUAAGAAGUUCGAUUUAGCGGUUGUCAUCACAAACCAAGUGGUGGACUUGGUUGGCCCCAGCGAAGGCGCAAAUGGCCUGAGGGUGGGGAACCUGAGGAGCCUUUAUACUUCGGGGAGGCAGGUCUGUGCUGCCCUGGGACUUGCCUGGGCAAAUUGCGUGAACUCGAGGAUAUUCCUCUCGAGGGAUGAGGAGUUCAUCACUGAAGCGAAUGAGUCUGUCCACGGGAGUGAUGAAAGUUCAAUUCACCGAAUGAGGACGAGGCGGCGGCUACAUAUUGUUUUCGCGCCCCAUUUACCUUAUUCAUCGUGCGAAUUCGUGAUCGUGAGAGAAGGAAUUCGGGGCAUUGAGAGAUGAUAAUGAUUAUAUGUUACAUCUCAAAUCUCUCAAACAAAAAAUGAGGAAAUUGUACAGCUUUUCGCAUGUUCCGUUUUUGCCUGCCCUGAAUGGUAGACCAUGCUGUCCUCUGUGACUGGGUCUCAAGUUUGGUUGGUGAGAUAAGGGCUUGGUUUUGCUCAAUUAGCUUGAAGAAAAAGAAGACCUUUUGUGGCCUAUAAAAGCGCCCUUAAGGAUGAGGGAAGGAUGUGAAGUUCAGGUGUACAAUGUUUUUCUGUUGUAUAUUAUGAAUUCUUAAUCAAUCUACUGUGGAGAUUUCAUGAAUUUGCCAACAGUCAUUUGGAGGA